Molecule: messenger RNA, 8010 nt
Organism: Salpingoeca rosetta
Lineage: Eukaryota; Choanoflagellata; Craspedida; Salpingoecidae
Exons: 16
Coding region: 1-8010 (2669 amino acids)
Molecular function (GO): protein binding
Source: RefSeq, a predicted model, not a curated record
AUGGAGGCGGUCGUGACUCGGGUGUGGGAUGAUGUGGGUCGUCCCAUCAACGCCAGCAAGCGCAUCCAGUACACGGCUGUUGCAAGCGCACCGCAGUGUCUGGCUGUGGCAUCCAACUCGGGAUCGCUCUACUGCUUUGACAGAUCGUCCACAGCUCACAAACUCGCAGCAGUGCUCAACAUUGAGCAAGGGCAUAUUACGGCCGUCAGCUUCUCUCCAGAUGGAACUUAUCUUGCAGCAGGCACAAAAUCCGGUCAUGUCAUUGUGUGGAGCAUCGACUGGCACAAUUCACCACUCCGUCCAAAGAAAACGCGGGACACGGCUGGUGUGCACAAGGGCCACGCCAUCACGAGCUUGUGGUGGGCGCCACAUGCCGCCAAGCUGUUUGCUGGCGAUGAGAACGGCGGCGUAUCUGAGGUUGCACUCUCACGCCGCAUGAAGGUCCAGACCACGAUCAUAUCCACAGACGAACGCAUCGUGCAGCUGUCUGGCAAUCGGCACGUGCUCGUCAUCUCCACGACCACACGCGUCCUCAUCUACACAUUUGCAACGAGGGCGGCGGGACAGCUCGGGUCAAAGCUGAGGGAUGGCCUCUUUGGCGCAGCCGUCGCUGAGCCGUUAGUGGAGGGAACUGCGUCGUCGCUGCUGUUCUCCGCCCGGCCAGGAUCGCGUCUCUGGGAGGCGACGACCGACGGCACUGUCCUGGCGACAAUCAAGUUCAAGGACAUGCUCAAGGGCUCAUCGUCACAGCCGUGGAGCGUGGACCCCGCGCACUCGUUUCCGUCGUGCCUGCAAGCAAAACCGCUCUCGCUCGCUUUUCGCACCGUGCACACGCUGCACCAUCCGUCCAACGUCACUGCCGCUUCCACGACAGCAGCACACGCAAAUCCCUCCCGCCCGCGCGACGACGGCUACCAACACCAACACCAACAGCAUCCAGAUCAACACCAACAGCAACAGCAGGAUCAGAAGAAGGACUUGGUGCUUGCAUGGGGCGGGGCAAAUGCAGUCCUCCUUCUUGAUCCAAAUGGACCUGCCGUUCCAUUUUGGUCGACGGCAUUUGGCGACAUCAUCGACGUUGCGCUUGCAAACAACAACACUCUCUCCAUCCUCAGCAUGACAAAGGACCACGCCCCCCUGGUUGUGGACGUGCUGUUUGCGCCGCCAGAAGUGGCAGCACGCGCUGCAUUUGAUGCGGGCGCUCUCGACAUCACGGGAAAGCUCCUGGCACGCGGGUGGGCUCGGCCCUCACCAUCAUCGCCACCGUCACCGUGGUCACCGCCACCGCUUCGUCGGCUGUUUGAUGUCGAUGACAUAUCCGCUGUUCGUCGCAGCGCCGAUCCCAGCGAUGACCAGGUCGUGAUUGCGCUGAACGCAUACGCGACGGCGCUCAUGGCUCAGAACAGCGAACAACAACAACAACAACAACAACAACAACAACAACAACGACACCAAUCGCAGCCCACAGCUGCCGACCAAAGACCAGCUCAACCAGAGAGUCGUGAUGAAGGUGCUGGUGGUGGUACUCGCGAUGAGCAGCACGUGGAUGCAGCAGUGAAUGCGACACCCGACACAACAGCACCUGUCAUCGAUGACGCGUUAGAACCUGCUGAUCAUGGUGAUGGUGGUGAUAGUGGUGGUGGUGGUGGUGAUGAUGAUGAUGCAUCUGAGAAGGCGCGCAAUGCUGUGCAGCCACAUGACACCACGACCACGAUCGCAUCUGUUACCAGUGAUGGUGGUGGUGGCAAGCACGAGGCGACGCAAUCCACAGCAGAAGCAACAGCUGGUGUUCCUGCUGCUGCUACCACAGCGACAGCAGCACCCACUGCUGAAGGCAGUGCGAUGGCGCAAGUGGCGAGUGGUGGUGUGGGCGCGGGUGAGACGGAGACACUUGUGGCGGUGAAGGGAGAGGGGAAGAAGGGAAAGAAGAAGAAAGACAAGAAGGACAAGAAGGACAAGACGAAGAAGAACAAGAAGAAGGAGAAGAAAGGAAAGAAGGAUAUGGAGGGGGCUCAGGAGGAGGAAGAGGAGCAGCAGCGAGGGAAGACCAGCAAGGAAGAGGAAAGCGGGGAGGAGCACAAGACGCAGCAGGACGACGAAGAGAAAAGUCACGCCGAGCAGAAGAUGUCGACACAAGGAGAUGAGCGUUCGAUGGUGGAGGCUGAUGGCGUGACAGAAGGUGGUGGGGACAAGACAACAGCAACAAAGAUAGCAGAAGAGGGUGAAGGUGCAACUGUCGCUGCCGAUGGUGGUGAUGCUGAUGCCCAUCGUGAUGGUGGUGGUCACAAGGGGAAGAAAGGCAAGAAAGACAAUCAGGAGGGGAAGCGCAAGAAGGCCAAGAAGAAGGAGAAGCAAGGGAAGCAGGAGCAACAGAAGGGCGAGGUGGCUGGUGGUGUGGAGCAGACUGGCACACAGGGAGCAGAGCACGAACGAGGCGUGACAGCGGGCGCAACUGUGCAGGUUAUGACGAACAAACCAGCACCACCAGCACACGUUGGCAAGGAGGGCGGUGCGGCCGCGUCCAGCGAUGUGGAGGUGAUGGCACGCCAGGAGGAGCGAGAGGAGAACAAGAAGGAGGAGGAGGAGGAGGCGAAAGACAAGGGACGUGAGAAGGUGGUGCAACAACAGGAGCAACAACAACCAAAGCAACAGCAACAACAGGAGCAACAGGAGUCGAGGAAGACAAACAAGAAGAAGAGCAAGAGGGACAAGAAGAAGGCAAAGAAGAAGAAGGCAAAGGAGCAAGCGCACCAGGAGAGCAAGGAGGAGAAGAGGGAUGAGCAACAAGGCAUCCCACGUCAACUCGACCACGCGGAAGAACGCGAGAAGCGCGGACACGAGGAAUCGGCUCCUGUUGCCACGACAGCAACAGAAGCAGAGGCAACCACGCCCAGUAAACCUGAACAGCAACAACAGCAGCAGCAGCAGCAGCAAGUGGGAGUGGAACUCAGAGAGGAAGCGGCAACGACUGGCACGGCAGACACUGCACCGGCUGUUCCAGAUGGCGGUGAGCACGCGCCCGUCAAACCAUCAGAGGCGCCAGCGGCAACCGAGGCGGUGGCGAACGAUGACGUGGAAGGGGAGGGACCAAGCAGCGACGACACGCAGCAGAUUGGCAGCGUUGCUGAGCAGGAGGAGGCGGUCGUGUCGCAAGGAGCAACUGCUGGCACUGCUGGCACUGCUGACACUGCUGACGCGCAACCUCCAUCCCCCCUGGCUCCUCGUGCUGUCAUCGACGAGGAAGACACGUCCAUGGUGGUGAUGAUGACCGAGACAGUGACAGCAACAAUGACAACAACAGCAGCAGCAGCAGUGGGCGUGGUGGACACUGCGACUGAUGUAAGUGGUGCUGUCAUCUUUGAGCUCGAAGAAGAGGUGGAAGUGGCGAUGAACACGACUGCUGUGAUGGACGACAGUGCUGACGGUACCAGCACACUUGGCGCCACGACCACGAACACGACGAAUUCGAGUAUGGUGACGAGCAAUCAUACGCAUGCGAUUGAGACAGCGACAGCAGCAACAACGACGACACCAGAAGCAGCACGCGCUCAUGAGACAGCUGCGGUUGUGACUGAACCAGCACAAGCUGUGGGUGCUGAUGCCCACGAAGCCGAACCAUCACAAGACACGGAGGGAGCAAUGGAGAUGCCUGAAGUGCAGGAAGCAACGAAGUUCCAGGAGGUGAAGGAAGAACUGGACGUGGUAGAAGUGAAGGGAGCACACGCGGCACAGACAGCACGCGAGGAAGUGGUGACGGAGGAUGCAGUGGCACAACAUGGACUCGAUGAGUCGGUGGUGGCGGUGGAGGCGGCUGUUGGAGAUGUGCCCGUGGUCAAACACGUGAAGACGAAGACGAAGACGAAAGGGAAGAAGAAGAAGAAGGGUAAAGACAAGAAAGACAAGGGGGAUGGCAAGAAGGGGAAGAAGACAAAGCAGAAGCAACAGCAACAACAACAACAACAACAACAACAACAACAACAACAACAGCAGCAGCAGCAGCAGCAGCAGAAUUCAAGUACGGCUGCCACAGCCACGGCAGAUACGAUAACUGCCUCGGGUGAAGAGCCGCCUGCGACUUCUGCUGACGUGCAUGGCGCAACAUCGACUCUUCCUGACGCAACCAAACGCGCGGCAGGGGGAGUGAGCAAGCACGAGGAAGAAGAAGGCGGUGAGGGGGAGGAGGACGAUGCAGCGACAGGCACACACCCACUGAACGACACAGCAACACAACACGUCAGUCAAGCAAGCCGUGCUGUUGCUGACACGGUUGCACAUGACAUCAGUGAGGAUGUACCUGACCAUGACGCUGGUGAUGGUGAUGGCGGUGGUGGUGCGCAUGUGCAUGUGCGUGAUGCCACGCAGCAGCAGCAGCAGCAGCAGGCAUCUCGACAAGAAGAUGUUUGUGAAGAUGACAAAGUCGAGACGGUCGCAGUCAUGGGCGAUGAAACAACUGCAGCAACAGCAACAGCAACAACAACAACAACAACACUGCUGUCAACACCCACAACUUCAUCCCAUUCUGCGCCAGCACAACAACAAAACGAAGAGCAGCAGCAGGAGCAACAACAACAACAUCGUGCGCCGACUGGUGAAGUGUUUUCCGUGUCGUCGCCAGCAUCGCCACCGCCAUCAUCAUCGUCGCCUACGUCGCCCCAGCGUCAAACGUUUGACACCGAUGCAACGGCAGCAGGGCCCGCCAAAGGAAAGCGCACAGCGCUGCGCUCCGUGUCGAUGCCGGCGUCACUGGCGAGCAGCACCAUCGCGUCAGACAUUGACACCGAUGAUGAGGACGCUGCUCACGACCGCGACCACGAGGGCCAUGAUGACACACCUGCAAGCGAUGCACUUCACGCUGGAGACACCACAACCCAGCACCACCUCCACCACCACCACCAUCACCACCAGCAUCAUCAGCAUCAUCAUCGCCACCACCUCCACCGUCAUGGUCGCUCAGCAACAGACCACUCCAUGCCCCCGAUUCACGAGCAGAGGCAUGCGGCACAACAGCCCGGCCGGCGCGUCAAGUCGAAGCGCGCGCCCUCAACGCGACGCAAGAAAUCGACCACCAUCCACAGCCCAGCGCCGGAAUUCAGAGCCGCUUCCCACCGCUCCCACGCCAGCACAACGACUGCUGUGGACUCGCUGCUGGCGUCACCUGAGGAGCAAGCGAGGGCAGCGCGGGCAGCAGAGGCGAAACGACGACGAGAGGAGAAGGACCAGACCACCAUCACGUCUCUCAUUGCACGGGUGGAUGCCAUUCGCAUGGGCAUGGACGACGCUUUUGACAGGCUCGACAACGCAGAGACACAGCGCCUCCUGCACACGUUUGUGGAUGUGUUCACGGCCGCUGUGCCGGCCUGCGGUAGCGAUGGCGACCAGGAUGGCGAUGGUGCAAACACCUUGUCCGCUGCUGGUGCUGGUGCGACGCGUGCAAACGGCAGCGAAGAAGCGGUUGGUGACAUCGGCGACAUGCCUGCAGGCACCGCGGCUGCACCCGCAUUUGGCGAGGAUGAGGACGCAGAAUCGUCAGUGCCGUUGCGGCAACGACUGAUGGCGCUGCUGAAACAAAAACGCUCAGCGUUUGCAUAUGUUCAGCAGCUCAUGACACUCGCUGUCGUGUCGGAUGUGGUGCUCUCACCUUCGCCUUCCUCAUCGUCAGCGUCAUCUUCAGCAUCGUCGUCGACCUUGCCUUCUUCGUCUAUUUCUUCCAAGCACCCGUCCACAUCAUCAGCGACAACAGCACCACAUCACCGCGACAGCAACUACACCAGCAACCACAACGCCAACGAUAACAACGUCAACAACAACAGCGGUGACCCCAUGCGUUGCAUGCAGGCAUUUCUGCGCGGAUACGGCGAUUUGGUGGACAUGGAGACGGUUGCCGUGCAUUUGAACAGGCGCCACUGGCGGCCAUGCAUCCACAGCCUGACGAAUUUCAUUUCGGACGCGAGCGAGCAGCGUGACGCCCUUGACCGCGUGGUCAAACAGAUGCUGGACGACCAGGUCAUCCCCGCCGCACGUGCCAUGCUGGCGCAGGUGUCCACCCCAAUCCUCCUCGAAUUCCUCAAAGACCUGUGCGCCAUUGACGUCCGGCGGUUUGUUCCGCUCUGCGUCGAGUCGUACCCGCGCAUUCUGCCGCACAACGUCGAGGAGGCCCUCACCGCCAGUAUUGAUGACUCGCUCGCCCUCACGCGCACGUGGUACCGCUACCUGUCGUGCAUUGUACAGGCGCCCGCCUUUGAAAACGCCAUGACACGCGAGCGGCGCACGCUGCGAGAGUACCUCAACCUCUCUCUCGCCCUGUACUGUACCGACGAGGACAACAACAACAGCGCUGGACAUGAUGAUGCUGCUGGGAACCGUGAUGGUGAUGCGAGUGUCGGUGAUGCGAGUGAGCACGGCCAAAGCAGCAGCAGCAGCAGCAGCGGUGGCGCUGGCAGCGACAGCGUUGAGUGUGCUGGCGGCGCUCGUGUCCGCGAGUCCAAUGCGUUCUGCUCGCACGUGAUGGAUUUCGACACAAUGACGAUGCGUGACCUGUCACAAGACGAAGAGGGCGUUGAGAGCAGCAGCGAUCAGGGCGGUGAUGGUGUCCGGGGCGGUGGCAGUGGUGAUGGCUGCAAGUCCUCAACGCAUGACUGGGAUCGCACCAACAGCAUCAGCAGGGAAGGUGGUAGCGAUGUGCUGUUGCACGAUGAUGAUGACGACGAUGAUGGUGGUGAAACUCAAACCAACAACAAGAAGCAUGCGAGCUUGGAAGAGCUCGUGGCCAUGUUUCCAGGUGAGUUGUCGCCUGAGCAGCGCGCGGCGUUGUUGCCUGCAAGCACCCCUGUCACCGCCGUGCUGUCACCGCGUGUGUGGCGCAUCGUGAAACAGCAGUCAUUCCUCGCGGCCGCGGGCUUUGACUUUGUCCGGGACCUGCUGUUGUGGUGCGGGUGUUGGGAUGAGGCUCUACAGCUCACCCGUGACGAUGACCCCACGCACGUGCGUGUGUUGCUGGCGCUGCAGCAGCAAAAGCGCGUUGUGCAGUGGCUUCGUCGUGGUGGCGACCUCGCACAGCUGUGGACGGAGUGGUGCUGCCUUCCGCCCCGCGCACGCUGGCCGGUGGAGGUGUUGUGCGCCCUCGUCGCGCGCGAGCGCGGUGUUGUUACUGCGCUCGAGAUGCUGCUCGCUCUCCUGUCCUUCACAGAGCAGGCAGUACAUGAUGGCAGUGAUGGCACUGCAGACGAAAGUGCCACUGCCGCAACAGCUACAGCCACUGAAACCAACACGCAAAACGGUGAGCCCGCUGCCACCUCGACAUCGUUCGCAUCAUCACCAUCACCAUCAUCGACAGCGGCAACGCUGGUGUCGUCAUCAACGCCACCACCGUCCGGGUCUGCCCGCAAUCGCUGUGAUAGCGACAUCCACCAACUGAUUGGCGCCCGGUGUCGAGGUGCGUGGCGGCAGCAGAUUCGCCAUGAAGUGAGCGCGGCUGCGCCGGCACUGCUGACGCGUUGGCUGGCGGGACGCGACAAACUGCAGCGCGUGUUGGCGACGCAGCACAUGGUGGCGACCGCUGUUGAUGGACAUCUUUGGACGCGCACCGCCGCCGUGAUGCCGGCCCCACUCCAGCACCUCCUCAACCAGCAGCUGCUGCCACCGUCGUCGUCGUCGUCGUCAUCGUCGUUAUCGCCAUCGCCAGCAUCGUCGUCAUUGCCAUCGGCUGCACACGCGGGCAUCGGCGGCGGUGCCAGUGGUAGCGGAGGUGGCGCGCGUGUUCGGGAUGCGAGAACGGCACGACUGGUGCGCCGCCUUGGCCGUGAGCUUAACGCCGUGUCCAGCAGCACAACGCCACCGCCGUUCGGGCCGAGACUGGAAUACCCGCUGCUGCACUGGGGUGUCAGCGUGCCUGCAAGCAAGAUGGUCCCCGAUGGCAACCCUUCAUCCACCGUGUACGAGCAAGGCGUGCUGCUAUCCCGCAACGGCGAUGUUAUUCCCAAAGUCAUCCUCCCGCCGCAGGACACGUUGUAG